AUGAGUGAUAAUUGGAAGCGACAGAGGAUUGAAAGAGGGUUUCCGAGUGCUUGUAAGAAGUGUGGAGCAGCCGUUGAGAUUUUUACAUCGAAAACGACCAAGAACCCAUGGAGACUUUUCCAUGGUUGUCCUAAUGGUAGUGAAGAGGAUAAGAAUCAUUUGUUUAAAUGGACGGAUGAGUCGGUUGUGGAGGAAAUUGAUGAUAUGAAGAGCUUGUAUGAUGACAAAAUCAGUCAUUUGGAGCUUCAGUCUCAGAAAUAUGAAGAUGUAGAGAGCAAACCUGAAUUUAGGCUGUUGGCUGACUUGGUCCCUGAGCUUGUGAUGGCUAACUUGGUCCCGGAGCUUCGCUUUGUGAUGGCUGACUUGGUUCCUGAGCUUCACCUUGCGAUGGCUGUGUCUUCUUCCUUGGAUAAAUCUUCCUCAGCUUGUUAG
This is a messenger RNA of Brassica oleracea var. oleracea, 432 nucleotides long. RefSeq lists its product as uncharacterized. Gene Ontology annotation, molecular function: zinc ion binding. NCBI's taxonomy places the organism in Eukaryota, Viridiplantae, Streptophyta, Magnoliopsida, Brassicales, Brassicaceae. The coding region runs from base 1 to 432 and encodes 143 amino acids. The transcript has 3 exons. The record is from RefSeq and is a predicted model, not a curated record.